UUGAAUCACAGAAUAAUGUAUGGUGUCACUGUCACAUUGUUUUGUUUGUUUCACGAUGUCGAACUUGUCUCAAUUUUUUUAGUUUUGAAAUUUGCUCACUAUUUGUGUGAUUUCUAUUUCAAUAAGGCCUUUGCCAGUGUAACCGUGGCGGGAAGACGAAGGAGAUCCAAAAUAGACAUGGAUCUAAAAAGCAGAGAAGACCCAAUCGUCACCAAACUAGAUUCAUCAGAAUUUAAAUCCUUGUUUACCAAAGAGGUUAUGGAUCUGAAGAGUCUCUUUGAUAAAUACCAGUAUGAAAUUCGAAUAGCUGGUGGGGCAGUAAGGGAUCUUCUAAUGGGACAGCAGCCUAAAGACCUCGACUUCGCCACCACAGCAACUCCUCAGCAAAUGAAGGACAUGUUCACUGAAGAAAGUGUGAGGAUGAUCAACAUGGCGGGAGAGAAGCACGGGACUAUCACUCCCCGGAUUAAUGAUAAAGAGAACUUUGAGGUGACAACCCUGAGGAUAGACAUGGUGACUGAUGGACGCCACGCCGAGGUUGAGUUCACUACUGACUGGAAACUGGAUGCUAAUAGAAGAGAUCUCACUAUUAAUUCUAUGUUCCUAGGAUUUGAUGGCUCUGUCUAUGACUACUUCUUCGGGUAUGAUGACUUGCAGAAGAGGAGGGUAGCAUUUGUUGGAGAUGCUGAUGUGAGGAUCAAAGAGGAUUACCUCAGAAUACUGAGAUACUUCAGGUUCUAUGGGCGCAUUGCCAGUGCACCGGACAAUCAUGAGGAGGAGACCUUGACAGUAAUUGCCAAUAAUGUGGGAGGGCUACAGAAUGUGUCCGGCGAGAGAAUAUGGAUGGAACUCAAGAAAACACUCCAAGGCAACUUUGCCUUUGAACUGUUGAAGACUAUGUUGAAAGCUGGGGUUGGAAAUUACAUAGGGUUACCCUCCAAGCCCAACAUAGAAGAGUUGAAUAAAUUGCAGCAAAGGAGUGGUCACCUCGGCCUGCACCCCAUGAGCUACCUGGCGGCGCUGCUGAGAGACAUGGACGAGGUCACGGUGCUCCACAGCAGACUCAAGUUCUCCAGCUUUGACAAAGACCUGGCAUACUACCUGGUCGAACACAGGGGUGAUAAGGUCGCAGAACGACCACUUAUGCCAUAUGAAAAACUAGUAAUCAAUGCUUCAAUGAAAAAGGAUAUUGCUGUUGAGUAUGUCCGAGAAGUCCUCAAAUACAGAGGAGAUGAGAAACUGCUGGAUCAGUUCAACAGCUGGGAGAUGCCCAAGUUCCCUAUCGGGGGCAAGGAAUUGAAAGACAAUGGAGUCCCCCCGGGCAAAAUGUAUGGAAAAAUUAUAGCCAGGCUGAGGGAGAUGUGGAUAGAAAAUGAAUACAAGCAAACUUCCAGUGAUUUAGUGAAAUUAAUACCUAUUGUUUUAGAGGAAUUUGAGAAUCUAAAAAUAAAGAAAGAUAAAUAAUUUA
Molecule: messenger RNA, 1468 nt
Organism: Plutella xylostella (diamondback moth)
Lineage: Eukaryota; Metazoa; Arthropoda; Insecta; Lepidoptera; Plutellidae
Product: CCA tRNA nucleotidyltransferase 1, mitochondrial
Biological process (GO): tRNA 3'-terminal CCA addition; mitochondrial tRNA 3'-end processing
Cellular component (GO): mitochondrion
Molecular function (GO): tRNA binding; nucleotidyltransferase activity
Source: RefSeq, a predicted model, not a curated record